AUGGCGCAUCUGUGCAGGCUGAGUGGCAGCCAGCCGGGGUCUCGAUCCGGUGCGGUGCCUCUCGCCGCGGCCCUGAAGAAAUGUGGGGCCGCGAGGCAGUGGAUCGCAGUGCUCGAGCUGCUCAGGGACGCGUCGCGGUCGGGUACGCAGGUUGACACCGUCUUUUACAACAUGGCCAUGAGCGCAUGUGGAAAGGGCAGUCAGUGGCAGCAGGCAGUUGCUCUGCUCGGCAAGCUCAGGGAGGUGCUUUUGGAGCCAGAUGUCAUCAGCUUCAAUGCUGGAAUCAGCGCGUGCGACAAAGGAGGGCAGUGGCAGUCUUCUUUGUCGCUUCUCAUUGAGCUGUCCGAUACGAUACUUGACCCGGACAAUUUCAGCUACUGUGCUGCAAUUAGUGCGUGCGCGAAAGGAUUGCAGUGGGAGCGAGCGCUAUCGCUGCUCAGGGAGAUGUGCGAAGCGAAGUUGCAGCCCGACGUCAUGAGCUGCAACUCUGGAAUCAGCGCGUGCGAGAAAGGCGAGCAGUGGCAGCAAGCGUUGUUGCUGCUCAGGGAGUUCACACAGAGGCAUUUGGAGACAGACGUCAGAAGCUACAGCGCUGGAAUUAGUGCGUGUGCGGCAACUGGGCAGUGGACACAAGCACUCGCAUUGUUAAAGGAAUUGCUAGAGGUAAUGCUGGAACCAAAUGUUAUCAGCUACAACGCCGGACUCAGCGCGUGCGGGAACAGUGAGAAGUGGCAGGAGGCGUUAUCGCUGCUUCGCGGGAUGCGGGAGGUUAGGUUGAAGCCAGAUACCAUCUACCCUACAACGUCGGAGUCAGCGCGUGUGAGAAAGGUGGGCAGUGGCAACAUGCGCUGUCAUUGCUUCGCGAGUCGCGGCAGGUGGGCGUGGAGCUAG
Prorocentrum cordatum is the source of this 891-nucleotide messenger RNA. NCBI's taxonomy places the organism in Eukaryota, Dinophyceae, Prorocentrales, Prorocentraceae. The record is from the annotation of a GenBank genome assembly.